CGUGAUAGCGCCUGCUGACUUAAAUUGCUUGGGCUCUCGCUUCACCUCUGCCAUCAUCGAUCAGUCGCCAGUCAGCUUUGACUAGAAGCAGACACUGUAGAGUGAAACGGGACCGUGUCAGGCAGCAGAAUUGUCGUUCUUUGGGACUCUCUGGCAGUGAUUGUAUGCGCUGGGUGGGCAGUGGGCACCGAUAAAGCAAGUCGCUCACAACCCCACAGCCCGUCCCGCGCCUGUCUGGCCACCUACCUGCCUGACGUCGUCAACACCGCAACUGCCACCGUCAGCCCUCUUCUGCUCUCCACGUUCAUCGACUUGCGAUAGGAGCUUCUGCUCCUAUCUACUUUCACCAUGGUCCAGUCACCGAUGAUUUCGUGUCCGCUCAAGCAGACCAGCGAGAUUGACUGGAUCCAGCCGCUCAAGGAUUACAUUCGAUCUGCUUACGGCGAUGACCCAGAGCGAUACCACGAAGAAUGCGCGACCUUGAACCGCUUGCGUCAGGAUAUGCGCGGUGCAGGCAAGGAUAGUGCAUCAGGGAGGGAUCUUUUAUAUCGAUACUAUGGGCAGCUCGAGCUGUUGGACCUUCGGUUUCCAGUUGACGAGAACCACAUCAAGAUAUCGUUUAUAUGGUUUGAUGCGUUCACCAACAAGUCCACCUCCCAAUUUUCCCUCGCUUUCGAGAAAGCGUCCAUUCUAUUCAACAUUUCAGCCGUACUUUCUUGUCAUGCCGCAAACCAGAACCGCGCCGACGACACCGGGCUAAAGACAGCAUAUCAUUCUUUCCAGGCAUCGGCCGGCAUGUUUACAUAUAUCAAUGAGAAUUUCUUACACGCUCCUUCGACCGAUCUGAGUCGCACAACUGUCAAGGCUCUUAUCAGCAUCACCCUCGCACAGGCGCAAGAGGUAUUCCUGGAGAAACAAACUACGGAUGGCAAAAAACCCGCCUUUCUCGCAAAGCUCGCUAGUCAAGCAGGGUAUCUAUAUUCGCAGGCUAUUGAUACAGCGCAAGAGUAUGUUGGCAAAAACAUAUUUGAUAAAACCUGGGUUUCGAUGCUACAGGCUAAAGCAUCACACUUGGCCUCGGUCGCGAGCUACUAUCAGGCAAUGGCUGAUGCGGAAAGCAAUUCUCACGGAGUCGCUAUUGCGAGGUUGCAGCUCGCUGAAAAGUUAUCUGCUACUGCUGCAACCUGGGCCAAGUCCUUUCCAUCAACAAUACCCGCAAGCUCCAACCUCGCUGCAGAUGCUGGGACUACUAUAGCAGAGCUGAUAAAAAAACAUCAAACAACAGUUCAAGAAACAGUAGCUUCGAUGAUUAAAGACAAUGACUUUAUUUAUCACCAGCCUGUUCCAAACGAAGCUGGUCUAUCAGCCGUUGCCAAGUUACCCGCCGCCAAAGCUAUACCAGUCAGCGAACUAUACCAAGGACAAGAUAUCCAGCGAAUUAUUGGGCCUGACAUUUUCCAGAAACUGGUUCCGAUGUCAGUUACAGAGUCGGCAAGUUUGUAUGAUGAGGAAAAGGCCAAAUUGAUUCGAGCAGAGACGGAGAGAGUGGAGACAGCCAAUGGGGAAAUGGCAGCUAGCCUAGACUACCUCAAGCUUCCGGCUAGCUUGAAUAUCUUGAAGGGUGGAAUGGACCAGGAGGUGACGGUAGAUGAAGAGUUUCGGAAAUGGUGUACAGAAAUGGCAGGUCACCAAGGAUUUCACAAGACAAUCGAUGAGCUCCAAGAGAACAAGGCGAUAGUUAUUGAUAUGCUAGGCCAAUGCACAAGGCAAUUGGAUAUGGAGGAAAGUGUGUGCGAGAAGAUGCGGUCAAAAUACGGUGCAGAUUGGACCCAGCAGCCCAGUUCUCGGCUUACUGCUACGCUUCGAAGCGACAUCAGGAGUUUACGGGACACCACAAGUGAGGCAAGUGCAAGUGAUACCCAAUUGAAUGCGACCCUGAAACAAUACGAGGCCGACUUCGACGAAAUGCGGUCAGCAGGAGAGACAGACGAGGCUGAUGUUUUAUACCAACGUGCAAUGAUCAAAGCCGGUUCAAAGCAAAAGUCUUCCCGUAAUGGUCAAACAACACCGUAUUCUCCUAGUGAAGGAACCUUGCUGGAUGAGGUCGACGAUGAAGUGAGCAUGACUGUCGCGGAACAGAUUGCUAAAGUGGAGGACUUGCUGAAGAAACUCAACCUUGUAAAACGAGAACGAUCACAGGUGUUGAAAGACCUGAAAGAGAAGAUUCAUGAGGAUGAUAUCACCAAUGUUCUUAUUCUCAACAAGAAAAGUUUAGGUACCGGACAGGAACAACAACUGUUCCAGACUGAACUAGAAAAGUUCCGAGCCUAUCAGAAUCGGAUCAUCAAGUCUAACCAUAGCCAAACCUCAUUGAUGAAAGACCUCACCAAAACUUAUGGUGAUCUUCUGCAAGAUAAACGAGUUCGAUCAGAGCAAUCAAAGUAUGAAACGAUAACUCGACAGCGAAAUACCGUAAUGGCGCGUUAUAAUAAAAUCUACACAGCUUUCAAAGACCUGAUUUCCGGUGUUUCUCAAGCACAAAAUUUCUACGAUGAAAUGAGAGAUACCGUGGAGAAUUUGCGAAAGAAUGUUGAAACGUUUGUCAGCAAUCGCCGGUCGGAGGGGGCUCAGUUGCUCAACCAAAUAGAACAAGAUAAAGUCAAUAGCGCAUCGGGACAGGAAGACCGCGAAAGAGAGAAGCUCAGGCAGUUGAUGGAGCGUCUGUCAACGGAACCCGCUGUACCAUCAACCUCACCAACCAAACAACAACGGCCGGUGCCAUCGUCCAAGGCUUCCAGUGGCACAAGAUCACCCCCUGUUCCCUCACCUCACUAUCCCUCUACCACACCUGCAGCACCUCCCCCUUCACAGUCACCGGCUCCUUACGGGCAGUACAUGCCGCAAACAGCGAUGGCCGGAUAUUACGCGCCGUCAUUCCAACAAGGCGCUGCAACACCUCUAUCGGGAGGUUAUAACCCAAUGGCAUAUCCUUACCAAACACCCGUAUCGCCGCCCCCGAACCAAGCAUAUUAUCAUCCAGGAACAUCCAGCACACCGGUUCCCUAUUCUGGGUACCCCCCAAGCACUGGCACCCCUCAUCCUCCCGCGCCUUCUCAUACUCCUCAAUUCAUCCCUCCCGGUUACAUACCACCCCCUCCUCCCCCACGUCCGUCAGAAACCCAAUAUCCACAAUCAACGGGUCCGUACCCGUCCGGCCCCGGUGGGUAUGCUCAAGUCAGGCCCUAUGGUGCCAGUCAACAUCACCAUAAAAACUCUCAAUCGGGACCCUCUCCAGGCAAUGAUCCAUGGGCUGGCCUUAACGCAUGGAAAUAAUUUUUCUCCUACUGAACAGCAUGGAAAAUAGUAGAUUUUUCUUCCUUUCUUUUUAUUUGCCUUGUUGGAAAUAACCGCAAUCAUACUUCAUCCUAGUAUUGUUUCUCGACACCUCAUCUCCUGCUUCCCGUCUUGUCUGCUUGAUUGAUUGCAUGGGUCAUGCUGUAGUGAGCUGAAUUGUCUCAUACCCAAAUUUAGGGAGAAUAUAAUUUAUAAAGUUGGAACAGCCAUUGGGUCAGAUGUAUAGAACCUCUGUCUAUUCUAAAUCGAACUGCCUAUGACAUGCCAUACGAAAAAUAAAGCUGAAACACGGAAUAGCUCAGGUCAAAUUUGACCAGGUUGUAU
This is a messenger RNA of Talaromyces proteolyticus, 3678 nucleotides long. RefSeq names its product putative signal transduction protein BroA. Gene Ontology annotation, cellular component: endosome. The record is from RefSeq and is a predicted model, not a curated record. The transcript is spliced from 3 exons. Gene Ontology annotation, molecular function: protein binding. Gene Ontology annotation, biological process: protein transport to vacuole involved in ubiquitin-dependent protein catabolic process via the multivesicular body sorting pathway. Bases 349 to 3333 code for a protein of 994 amino acids. NCBI's taxonomy places the organism in Eukaryota, Fungi, Ascomycota, Eurotiomycetes, Eurotiales, Trichocomaceae.